This is a messenger RNA of Medicago truncatula (barrel medic), 1868 nucleotides long. RefSeq names its product pentatricopeptide repeat-containing protein At1g77360, mitochondrial. Gene Ontology annotation, molecular function: protein binding. Bases 67 to 1503 code for a protein of 478 amino acids. NCBI's taxonomy places the organism in Eukaryota, Viridiplantae, Streptophyta, Magnoliopsida, Fabales, Fabaceae. The transcript has 2 exons. The record is from RefSeq and is a predicted model, not a curated record.
UAAUUUGUUGUUAACUCAAUAGAACUAAAAUAUCGAGAGAAAAGAAGAAGAAGAAGAAGACGAACCAUGAAUGUUAGCAGAAAGAGAAAUUACCAUUCAAUUUCAUCUCCAUCACCACCAAAAACCUCAACACACUCUCCAAUACCAAUCCCACCCUUAGGUAAAACAAAAACCCUCUUCGAAAUAAUCUCCACAAACCCAUCUUUAACCGUUGAAAAAUCCCUCGAAGAUUCUCAAAUCAAUUUAACCCCACAAGACGUUGAAAAUGUUCUCAAACUUUCUUACCGGUUCCCGGCUCAAUCAGUUAAAUUCUUCCGUUGGGCCGGUCACCGUAUUAAUCAUAACCACACUCCAUAUGCUUGGAAUUUGGUUAUUGAUAUUUUAGGUAAAAAUUGUUUAUUUGAUGCAAUGUGGGACGCUGUUAAAUCAAUGCGUCGUGAGGGUUUGUUGUCGCGAUCCACUUUCGCGUCAAUUUUCGCGAGUUAUGUUAAUGCUGGUAGAUUAGCUGAUGCUAUAAUGACUUUUGAGGUUAUGGAUGGGUAUGGUGUUGUAAGGGAUGUUGUUUCGUUGAAUUCGUUGUUGAGUGCUGUUUGUGGGAGUGGGAGGAGUGUUGAAGCGUGUGAUUAUUUGCAGAUUGCAAAGAAAUUGGUUAGACCGGAUUCGGAUACUUAUGCUAUUUUGAUGGAGGGUUUGGAGAGUGAUGGGAAUGUUGUUGGUGCUAAGGAGACUUUUGCGGAGAUGGUUAUUGAAAUUGGUUGGGAUCCGGGGAAUGUGGCUGCGUAUGAUUCGUUUUUGUGUUGUUUGAUUAAGGGGAGUGAUGGGAUUCAUGAGGCGGUUAAGUUUUUUGAUUCGUUGAGAGAUAGGAGAUGUUAUCCGGGGAUUAGGUUUUUUAGGGUUGCGUUGGAUGAGUGUUCUAGGUUUCAUGAUAUACGGAGGGCAGAGUUUUUUUGGGAGGUUAUGAUGGGGAAGACUAAGUUGCAGCCGAUGACGGCUAUGUAUAAUUCGAUGAUUGCUUUGUAUUGUUAUCAUGGGGAUAUUGAUGCUGCUACGAAAAUGCUUGAUGGGAUGGUUUGUAAAGGGGCGUUCCCGGAUUCGCUUACUUAUAAUUUGUUGUUUAGGUUUUUGGUUAAAGGGAGGAAAUUAAGGGACGCGACGAGGGUGUUUGUGGAAAUGGUGAAAAACGAGUGUGUGCCGGAUCAGCUUAAUUGUGAUGCGGCUGUUAGGGUUUAUUUGGAUAAUGGGGAUCCUGUUAUGGCUAUUAAAGUUUGGAAGUGUUUGGUUGAGAAUUACCGUGAGGAUUUAGAGGGUACUGCAAACUUGCUGGUUGUAGGGCUUCGAGAUAAUGAUAGGGUUCCCGAAGCGGUUAAGUAUGCUGAGCAUAUUAUUGGAAGAGGAAUCAAGUUGACUUCUUCGACAUUGUCGAAGUUGAGACAGAGCCUUGUCAAAGACAGAAAAGAAUUCGUGUAUGACGAACUUAUAGCAAAGUGGAAAGCGGCCUAUUAGUUAUCUAUCUGGGGUCACAUGCUUACAAAUAUAAAAGUGCAAUAAGAUAUGAGCUAUACCGGGAGUGAAUUGGUUUUUUCAAAGGUUUUAUAGGCAUGCAGUUUUUGUAAAUGGAUUGUCUGGUUGAUCCUCCUGUAAGUCUGACCUUGUACGUUUUGUUCUAUAGAUAAGUUACUUAGUGUUAGUUGAAAAGGGUAUCAAUUAUCAAUUCUUUGUAUCCCGCAUUGCUUUUAGUGUAUUUAGGCUUUACAUUUCAGUAAUAAAGUUAUCAUUGGUUUAAGAUACUGCGUUGUCGUCAGAUUUAUACAUAAAACUCUUCCUGGCAACCCUGCUUGAAAAAUUGAUUUAUUUACUAGAUUUAUCCA